GAUCGCAUUUGCUGUGUUAAUGACCUUCUCGUUACUGGCGAUUACAGUGAAGAUCCAGAUCUCGAUAUUAACCUAUGUGCCCGGGAUAUUUUCAAGUCUGGAUAUUUCUUCAUUGAAGACAUCUUUUAUGAUGACACAAGACAUGCUGACAGUCCAAAAUAUAGCGAUGAAGUAAUUGCAUGGGCAGCCAAAUCAGGGACCCAUUACAAAAGUCUGCCAAUGGAAGACACCAAGUUCAGUGACCUCAGCUUAAGGAUUGGUUACCCUUUUGUCUACAUGCACCAGGGUAACUGUGAACACCUGCUUGUGGUGUCUGAUAUACGCAUGCUGCAUCCUCACGACAGCUUCAAUAUACUCGAUUAUCCUUACUUAGUGAAACGGCCAAGCAAGAAACGAACCAUUUGCAGGAUUUGUGCUUUUGAUUCCGCAAGAUGGAUGACGGAGGGAAGUGUUAAUUCUUUAGAAGAUCCAUCAUUUUACUGUCAAGUGUGUUUUCGAUCGAUACAUUAUGAUCAAAAUGGCAAGAAAAUUGGAAACUUUAAAGCCUACAAAUAUUUUGAUUCUCACACGGUUUUAUAAAUAAAAAUAAUUUUUUUUUUAUUGAUCUUUUGUUUUCUAGAAAA
Molecule: messenger RNA, 623 nt
Organism: Octopus bimaculoides (California two-spot octopus)
Lineage: Eukaryota; Metazoa; Mollusca; Cephalopoda; Octopoda; Octopodidae
Product: snRNA-activating protein complex subunit 3
Biological process (GO): snRNA transcription by RNA polymerase II; snRNA transcription by RNA polymerase III
Cellular component (GO): snRNA-activating protein complex
Molecular function (GO): RNA polymerase II cis-regulatory region sequence-specific DNA binding; core promoter sequence-specific DNA binding; RNA polymerase III type 3 promoter sequence-specific DNA binding
Source: RefSeq, a predicted model, not a curated record